AUGCGCAAGGCGAUUCGCGAGGUCGACCCUCCCCUUGGCUGCAAAUACGCAUGCGCCCCGUUCGUAGCGGGUGAGACCUACCGAAGUGACCUACCUGACGAGCUUCCAACCGGCGCAGCCAGAAAAGACAUUUUCUGCCGGAGCUGCGGCACUUGUCACGACCCCGCCAACUGCCGAGGUCCUCCGAACAAGUACGGACUCUUCGAUGGGUGCAACAUUUGCGGUGGAGAGCACAUCAGUGAGACUUGCUUCUUCAACGACUUGACCAAUAUAGCGAACCAGAACGACUCGGGCACGACCCGGCUGGCGGUGCCGGCGCGGGAGAAGGAAAAGAUGAUUGUCGAAUCGGCCGAUAUUCCCCUGAGAGCAGAGGCCCUCCGUGAGGACUUCAUUCCACGCCAAGACAUUGGGCCCCUACAGUCCGCCCUGGGUGUCUCACUCGAGUUUCCACCUCCAUGGUGGUCACCAGCAGGCUGCGAGCUGAGCAUCCACUCCGCGGCGGUCUCAGCAGCAAGACGAUAA
Anthostomella pinea is the source of this 522-nucleotide messenger RNA. The record is from the annotation of a GenBank genome assembly. Lineage: Eukaryota; Fungi; Ascomycota; Sordariomycetes; Xylariales; Xylariaceae.